UCCUCUCUCUCUCUCACACACACAAACACACAGUACAGAGUUCUGGAGCAGAAGCCCUUUCUAUGAGGCUUAUACGCAAUCCUUUUUGCAAAUUUAUAAUGGAUAUUAGAAAUGCUUGAGAGAGGCUAAUCGAUGGAAAAGGAGUCUGACGAGAAGUUCUUCAACCCCAAUCUGAGCCGACCGAUCAACAUCAACCCAGAAUCAAUCAAUCACAGCCAUUCGUCGAAUGCAACCUCCACCUACACAUCAACCACAUCCUCUUCAUCCUCCUCACCUCCCGACUUGGUCCGGCAAGUUCAAGCCGCCUUCAAACGCCAUCCUCCAAUUGGUGCGACGCAGUCAAAUGGUAUUAAACCGAGGAGAUUUUUGGUUCACAAACAAGAAACUUCAAAGGACUCAAACAUAAAACCUUACUUGACAUUUGAUGCCAAAAACACGAAAGAGGAUUUUCAACAGGGUCAUAGAUCAAUGGUCUCCGUUUCAGAGUCCAAGAACAUGGUUUCCGUCACUGAAGAGAACCAGGAGGCUAUAUCAAUUACCCCGCAUUCAGAAUGGGGUUCCACUGUGACUACACUUGAACAAAAUUUUAAGCCGUUCAAUGCUCAAAGAGAUCAACCUGGACUCGCUGCAAGGUCUGGAAGCAAUGAUAAAGGUGUUGUGGGAACUGGGAAUUGUCUGGCUGAAGUGCAAAAGAAGGUUCGUUUUGCCACUGAGGCCAAUGCUUCAUCUCGCGAAGCAGAAUGGGAUGUGGGUAAUCAAUCAGAUGCUUCAGCUGCUGUCAAUCAAGGCUGGCAGCGUCAUAGUAUACAGAGCAUUGAAAUGGAUAAUAUUUUUAUGUCUGAAGGUUCUUCUCUGUUUGCUAGAAAAGCAAUUUCUACCCAGGAUCAGUUACACCGGCUUGGAAACUGUUUGCAUAAUGAUUUUAAUAACGCCGUGACCCAAACUUCGGUUGUUGAGUCAUCUUGUGUUACUUCAACACUAAUGGACUCAACUGCUGCUUCAAUGAUUAGUUCAACAACUAAUUCAUCACAAGCUCACAUUAGCAGUGCCAAUAUGGGUUCAGAUCCUGUUGGAGACGCUGAAGUGCAGAUGGAUGUUGUGAAGCCAUCAUAUUCUUUACAAAACAAGUAUGCUGGUGAAGUUUUAUCUCAUCAAUUAGCAGCAUGCUCACAAGCUAUUAGCUCCAUUGCUCCAAUGCCAGCGGAAGUCGAUAAAAUUUCCAGCAUGCCAGUGGAGCAGCAACGGAACAGUGUGCCAGAGGAAGAUGGCAAUUCUAAAAAUUCUUCCCAUGCAAUAGAAAAUUCAGCCAAAGGAAAUGUAGUUAACACAAAAUCUCAACCUCAGUUAUCAAGAGUAUCUCCAUCAGAUGCAAAGGUUGAAGAUUCCAAGUCUGAGAAAGUCGAAAGAGUUGCAAGUGGUAAAGCAGAAUCAACAUCUCGUAGAAGAGGUUAUGACCCUGACUUGUUUUUCAAAGUUAAUGGGAAGCUCUAUCAAAGACUUGGCAAGAUAGGUAGUGGAGGAAGUAGCGAGGUGCACAAAGUCAUUUCAUCUGAAUGCAAAAUUUAUGCCUUGAAGAAGAUCAAACUUAAAGGCCGUGACUAUGCCACAGCAUAUGGAUUUUGUCAAGAAAUGAAAUACUUGGACACAUUGAGGGGGAAGAGCAAUAUUAUUCAGCUGAUUGAUUAUGAGGUGACAGAUAAGACUUUGCUUCAAGAAGUGACAAAUGGUUCCAUGAGUAAUAAGGAUUACAAGAUCAAGAAUGAUGGGUAUAUAUACAUGGUACUUGAAUAUGGAGAAAUUGAUUUGGCACACAUGCUGUCUCAGAAAUGGAAGGAACUUGACGGUUCUAAUACAAUCAUAGAUGAGAAUUGGCUUCGAUUUUAUUGGCAGCAAAUACUUUUGGCAGUUAACACUAUUCACGAGGAACGUAUUGUGCACUCUGAUCUGAAACCAGCCAAUUUCCUUCUGGUGAGAGGUUCCCUGAAGCUAAUUGAUUUUGGAAUCGCAAAGGCUAUACUGAGUGACACAACCAACAUCCAACGUGACUCACAGGUUGGCACGCUGAGUUACAUGUCUCCUGAGGCAUUUAUGUGUAACGAGAUGGAUGCAAAUGGAAACGUAAUAAAAUGUGGCCGUCCAUCAGAUAUAUGGUCCCUUGGCUGCAUCCUAUACCAAAUGGUUUAUGGGAGAACACCGUUCUCCGGUUAUAAAACUUUCUGGGCAAAAUUCAAAGUCAUAACCGAUCCAAAUCACGAGAUCGUAUACGAACCUUUGUCAAACCCCUGUCUUCUUGAUCUUAUGAAGAAAUGUCUUGCUUGGGACAGGAACAAGAGAUGGAGGAUUCCUCAACUACUCCAACACCCGUUUCUUGUACCUCCAGUUCCACCUCAACUACCUUGCCCUCUUGACCAAAGCCAUAGAUUGUUUCAACUUAUUAUCGAAUCAAGUGAAACAGAUGAAAAGACGUUGAUGUUAUGUUCCCAACUCCAAAACUUACUGAAGGACUCAACGUCAAUAGUAGAAUCUGAGUCAUCUAUGUCAAGACACCAACUAUGUAACUUACUUCGUAAAGUCUCUACCCUUUGCUUUCAGCUCCAGGAUCAGCUAGGAAACUUGGAAGGAGAUAAAAACAUCUGAUCAAUUAAUUUAUAUAUUGCAUGUCUUUUGUCUGUGAUCUUCCUGUAUGAUGUUCUAUUGUUUUUAGUUUUUACCCAUUUAACCGAAUUUCCCAAUUUUUUCUCCUUGUGCGUGUAAGAUUUGUAAAAAAAAAAACAAUUGUUGAUAUUUUGUAGCAUGUUGCUGUGAAUCAGAGUUAGAUUUCAGUUCAUCUCUCCCAUGUCAUCUUGAGCAGUUCUGGUAAGAUUUCUACUAUGAAUACCUAUUCAGUUCUGGUCCCUAUUUUUUUUUUUCAUUUGAUGUUUUGUGCUCGUUGCCAGUUUCUCUUACCUAAUUAAUGCGAGUGGCUGCCAGAUUUAAGAAAUCGUACACAUGUAGGGGUCAUUUCCAGCUAUGAAGCCUAGUUACAUAGUUUUGAUGAGGCAAACCGAGCACGCAUUUUCGGAUACGAAAGCUGUAAAUAAUUUACACUUGUUGUGAUCGUUCACGGAUAUGGCACUAUGUUUUGGGCCAUCCAUUCGUUUUCUCAAAACCUCCAUUCAGGAAAGGGAAAAAGAAAUUAAAUGAGGAUGUGGAUUGCAUGCAUAAUAGUUUUGUGUAUACAGAAUUCAUGUCCCAUGUUGUUUUGUCAUUUGAUGUUGUAUUCACUCGAAAGUAUAUUCGCGGUCGAUUGAUGCGAGAUUUACUCCAUGUGGCUACAGUUUUUUUUUUCUUCUUUUCCUUAAAGGACUUGUCAGUAGAGAAAUGGCUUGAAGCUGUGAUGGCACCUUCUGCCAAAUAAAGGAAUAACCAUCUGCUGCUGCACCAUGUGAAAUGUGAGAAUGUCCUUUCUUUCUUUAUUUCUUCCCUUUAUUUACAUUACACUUUCUCCACUGUAAAUUAUGUUGUUUGAUUUCUGAUUUUUUGUUCAGCUUUUCGAUAAUGAAGACGAGGGACGGAAAUUGCUUAAUCUCGUCUCGGAAAUUGCUGUUCAAAGACACUGUGCUAGUUUCUCGUCUUGCUUGAAUGGUGGGGGCUAUUGCAUGGGGCAUGCACAGUUGUGUAUUUGGAUGCUUCUAGAAGGCCAAUAUAUGAUAUUAUUACAUUGUUGUCGCCUGCUGUAUACUAAACAUUUGCUGGAUUUGUCUUGGCCCUUUUGGAGAUUUUGCUGGAUUUGUGAAAAUGCUAUUCACAACUUUUAAUUAAGUUUUAGAAUAAAUUUGUUUAUAAUUUACCGUUACAGUAUUUUUGGAGGGUUUCGUACCAAAUACCAAUCAUGGUGAGAAUGUACUUUUAAAUAUUAGAUAAAAGUCCCUCACUAAUAAUUUGUAUAAUUAGAGGUAAUGAUUGUGUUUUUUUAAGAGACUCAAAUGUAUUGUUGGUACUGUGGUCACCUAUCAAUUUAUUAUUUAUUAUUUAUUCUUUA
Messenger RNA from Erythranthe guttata (spotted monkey flower), 4021 nucleotides. Its product is annotated as serine/threonine-protein kinase MPS1. Gene Ontology annotation, biological process: protein localization to kinetochore; meiotic spindle assembly checkpoint signaling; chromosome segregation. Lineage: Eukaryota; Viridiplantae; Streptophyta; Magnoliopsida; Lamiales; Phrymaceae. The record is from RefSeq and is a predicted model, not a curated record. Gene Ontology annotation, molecular function: ATP binding; protein serine/threonine/tyrosine kinase activity; protein serine/threonine kinase activity. Gene Ontology annotation, cellular component: nucleus; kinetochore.